Molecule: messenger RNA, 1153 nt
Organism: Phycomyces blakesleeanus NRRL 1555(-)
Lineage: Eukaryota; Fungi; Mucoromycota; Mucoromycetes; Mucorales; Phycomycetaceae
Exons: 3
Coding region: 89-1030 (313 amino acids)
Molecular function (GO): oxidoreductase activity
Source: RefSeq, a predicted model, not a curated record
AGAAACCAAGAUAUCAUAUCCUAAAUUUUUUCUCUUUCUCUUUUCUAUCGCUACCUUUUUCAUACACUACAAAGAAAGAUAAAACAAAAUGACUCUUGGAUUUGACGACGAACUCCCAGAAGAUGUCUAUGUGUUCGAUGCCAUUCGUAAAAACUUGACCUACGAGAAGACUGGUGUUGCUUCUGUUCUCAAGCCUGCCCCCGUGGCCCAGCAUCUUCCUGCUUUCGACUCCAAGGGUAAACCCUGCUUCAAGCCCUAUGUCGGCAGUGGCAAGUUGGAGGGGAAGUAUGCCCUGAUUACAGGUGCGGACAGUGGCAUCGGUCGAUCUAUUGCAACCCUUUACGCGCUAGAAGGCGUGGCUGGCAUCACUAUUGUGUACCGUGACGAAGAGGAGGAUGCGGAUGCCAUGUACACAAAGAACACAAUUGAAGCCCAGAGCAAGUGCAAAAUCCAUCUCAUCGCACGGGAUAUUGGUUAUGAGAAGAACUGCCAGGAAAUCCUAGAUGCUCAUCUUGCUACCUUUGGCCGAAUUGAUAUCCUGGUCAACAAUGCAGCAGAGCAACACAAGGUGUUACGCGUCGAGGAUCUUGUGGCCGACACCGUCGAGCGUACCUUCCGAACAAACGUUUUUGGUCCAAUCUUUAUGACUAAAUUGGUUUGUAACCAUCUGGUGGCUGGUGGUGUGGUGAUCAAUACAGCAUCGAUUGCUGCUUACCGUGGCAUGGAUGUGCUUGUGGACUAUUCUGCAACAAAGGGUGCCGUAGUCUCAUUCACGCGUGCUCUGUCACAGCAGCUAGCACCCCGUCGGAUUCGUGUUAAUGCAGUGGCUCCUGGUCCUGUCUGGACACCCUUGAUUCCCAACACCUUUUCUCAGGAAGAGAUCCAGAACUUUGGCUCCUUCCCUCCCUUUAAGCGUCCAGCCCAGCCUGCAGAGGUGGCUGCUGCUUUUGUCUUCCUGGCUUCGGAUUGUGCUUCAUUUAUCACUGGCCAGGUUAUUCAUCCCAACGGAGGAACUGUUAUCAAUGCCUAAGAAAAUUAGUCAUCGAAUUGUAUUGGAAUCCUGAUGUGUAUUUUAUCAAGUCUUGUAUCAAACCCCCCCAAAAAAAAGAGUAAUAAUAAAAUCUUCUUUUUUUUUUUCAAAAAAAAAUUGAAC